CAUCUGGCAAGGCAGUGGGCACCGAGUCACCAGGCACGACAGUGGGCUCCGAGUCAACUGGCAUGACCGCGGGCACUGGGUCAGACAUUGGAUCGUCUGGCCCGACAGCGGGCAUCGGGUCACCAGGUAUGACAGCGGGCACUGGGUCACCAGGCAUCAGGUCAUUUGGCUCGCCAGCGGGCACUGCGUCAUCUGGCAAGGCAGUGGGCACCGAGUCACCAGGCACGACAGUGGGCUCCGAGUCAACUGGCAUUGGAUCGUCUGGCCCGACAGUGGGCAUCGGGUCACCAGGCAUGACAGCGGGUACUGGGUCAUCAGGCAGUGGAUCGUCUGGCUCGACAGCGGAC
Staurois parvus is the source of this 347-nucleotide messenger RNA. The record is from the annotation of a GenBank genome assembly. Lineage: Eukaryota; Metazoa; Chordata; Amphibia; Anura; Ranidae.